Messenger RNA from Castor canadensis (American beaver), 1565 nucleotides. RefSeq names its product RNA binding motif protein 17 (gene Rbm17). Gene Ontology annotation, biological process: alternative mRNA splicing, via spliceosome; mRNA cis splicing, via spliceosome. Gene Ontology annotation, molecular function: RNA binding. Gene Ontology annotation, cellular component: precatalytic spliceosome. The record is from RefSeq and is a predicted model, not a curated record. Lineage: Eukaryota; Metazoa; Chordata; Mammalia; Rodentia; Castoridae.
UCCGUCACCCCGCGCCGCUGAGAGCCCUGCGGACUCAGCGAGGGGUCGGCGCCACAGCGGUCUUCGGCCGUCGGCGGCUCCGGCGGUGGCGGCUGGGCUCCGCUCUGCCGCCGCCGUGGCCCAUGGGCAGAGUCGGCGCGAAGGCCGGCAGUAAACUGAAAAGAAGAUGUCCCUAUAUGAUGACCUGGGAGUGGAAACCAGUGACUCAAAAACAGAAGGCUGGUCCAAAAACUUCAAACUUCUGCAGUCUCAGCUUCAGGUGAAGAAGGCAGCUCUCACACAAGCAAAGAGCCAAAGGACAAAACAAAGCACAUACUUGCCCCAGUCAUUGACCUGAAGCGAGGUGGCUCCUCAGACGACCGGCAAAUUGUGGACACACCACCGCAUGUAGCGGCUGGACUGAAGGACCCCCGUUCCCAGUGGGUUUUCUGCGGGUGAAGUUCUGAUUCCCUUAGCUGACGAAUAUGAUCCUAUGUUUCCUAAUGAUUAUGAAAAAGUAGUGAAGCGCCAAAGAGAGGAGCGACAGAGGCAGCGGGAGCUGGAAAGACAGAAGGAAAUAGAAGAAAGGGAAAAGAGACGUAAAGACAGACAUGAAGCUAGUGGGUUUUCAAGGCGACCAGAUCCAGAUUCUGAUGAAGAUGAAGAUUAUGAGCGAGAGAGGAGGAAAAGAAGUAUGGGAGGAGCUGCCAUUGCCCCACCAACUUCUCUUGUAGAGAAAGACAAGGAGUUGCCCCGAGAUUUUCCAUAUGAAGAGGACUCAAGACCUCGAUCACAGUCUUCCAAAGCUGCUAUUCCUCCCCCAGUGUACGAGGAACAGGAUAGACCAAGAUCUCCCACUGGGCCCAGUAACUCCUUCCUUGCUAACAUGGGUGGCACAGUAGCACAUAAGAUCAUGCAGAAGUAUGGCUUCCGGGAAGGCCAGGGCCUAGGGAAGCACGAGCAGGGGCUGAGCACCGCAUUGUCAGUGGAGAAAACCAGCAAGAGGGGUGGCAAGAUCAUUGUGGGUGACGCCACAGAGAAGGGUGAAUCUCAGGAUGCAUCCAAGAAGUCAGAUUCAAAUCCAUUAACCGAAAUACUUAAGUGUCCUACUAAAGUGGUCUUGCUGAGGAACAUGGUUGGUGCAGGAGAGGUAGAUGAAGACUUGGAAGUUGAAACCAAGGAAGAAUGUGAAAAAUAUGGCAAAGUUGGAAAAUGUGUGAUAUUUGAAAUUCCUGGUGCCCCUGAUGAUGAAGCAGUACGAAUAUUUUUAGAAUUUGAGAGAGUUGAAUCAGCAAUUAAAGCUGUUGUUGAUCUGAAUGGAGGUAUUUUGGUGGACGGGUGGUAAAAGCAUGUUUCUACAAUUUGGAUAAGUUCAGGGUCUUGGAUUUGGCAGAACAAGUUUGAUUUUGAGAACUAGAGCCAUCUCUGAUGAUCCUUAAAUAAGCUGCAAACUGAACAGUGAAAAGGGCCGCAGCCUCCAGGGCUGUUGGAUACUCGGACUCUUGGAAGGACUUCUAAGAUAUAUGUUGAUUGAACCCUUUUUUAUUUUGUGGUUUUUUUAAUAUAGUAUAAAAUCCUUUAAAAAU